Messenger RNA from Hibiscus syriacus, 4284 nucleotides. Its product is annotated as DEAD-box ATP-dependent RNA helicase FANCM-like. Bases 95 to 4192 code for a protein of 1365 amino acids. The transcript is spliced from 25 exons. Gene Ontology annotation, molecular function: 3'-5' DNA helicase activity; four-way junction DNA binding; hydrolase activity. The record is from RefSeq and is a predicted model, not a curated record. Gene Ontology annotation, biological process: interstrand cross-link repair; double-strand break repair via synthesis-dependent strand annealing; replication fork reversal. Lineage: Eukaryota; Viridiplantae; Streptophyta; Magnoliopsida; Malvales; Malvaceae.
CCUUCAAAGUUUUGCCGCCAAAGCCGAACUCUUUCUUCUUCUUUAGUAUUUCUGAUUUCUCAAAGGGUUUAAGCAUAGACUCACUUCAGUUCCCAUGGCCUCAAACAUUCCUCUCCAUAUCAUAGACGAAGACGGCGAUGGAGACUUCCAAGAUGAGUUCGAUUGGGAAGCAGCCGUUAGAGAAAUCGAUAAGGCAUGCGAUGAUAGAAAUUUUGCUUCUUCUUCGUCUUCCCAUUUCGCUCCUCCUCCUUUAUCCCAUACAUCUAAGAAAAACACUUCAAGGCAAUCCACGCUCGACAGAUUUAUUGGGAAGGUGGGACCUCGGCCUCCUGAAUAUAAUCGGACAGUUGAGGGUUAUGUCGAUGCUGAGGCUGAGGAAGUGUCAUCCGUUCGCAUUGAUGCCGAGGCAGCUAAAACUUGGAUCUACCCAGUUAAUGUACCUCUUCGUGAUUAUCAAUUUGCCAUAACCAAGACAGCACUAUUUUCAAAUACACUGGUGGCAUUGCCAACAGGCCUUGGAAAAACACUUAUUGCCGCAGUUGCAAUUUUUAACUACUUCAGAUGGUUUCCAGAAGGGAAGAUAGUCUUUGCUGCUCCUUCUCGACCACUUGUCAUGCAGCAGAUAGAAGCAUGCCAUAAUAUCGUUGGAAUUUCACAAGAAUGGACAAUUGAUAUGACAGGUCAGAUAUGCCCAACAAAAAGAGCAAUCUUUUGGAAGACUAAAAGAGUUUUCUUUGUUACCCCACAAGUUUUAGAGAAAGACAUUCAAUCUGGCGCAUGUUUGUCAAAGUAUAUUGUUUGUUUGGUGAUUGAUGAGGCUCAUCGAGCAUUGGGAAAUUAUUCCUAUUGUGUGGCAGUUCGUGAGUUAAUGUCAAUGCCAGUGCAGCUGAGAAUAUUAGCCUUGACUGCAACACCGGGAUCAAAGCAGCCCACUAUCCAGCAAAUAAUUAACAACUUAUGUAUAUCAACACUCGAGUAUCGCGAUGACCAUGACCAUGAUGUCAGUCCAUAUGUUCACAAUAGAAAGAUAGAACUGAUUGAGGUUCCACUGGGGCAAGAUGCGGUUGAGGUGAAUAAUAAGUUGUUAGAAGUAAUUCGUCCUUAUGUGGCAAGGCUUCAUGCCAAUGGGCUUAUUCAAAAUAGAGACUAUCAGACUUUAAGCCCGGUCGAUUUACUUAAUUCAAGGGAUAAAUUUCGUCAAGCACCUCCCCUAGAUCUUCCACAGGUUAAGCAUGGAGAAGUUGAAGCAUAUUUUGCAGUUCUUAUUACACUUUACCACAUUCGGAAGCUUCUUUCAAGCCAUGGAAUAAGACCAGCAUAUGAGAUGCUGGAGGAAAAGUUGCGACAAGGGCCUUUCUCAAGAUCAAUGAGUAGAAAUGAAGAUAUAAUGAAUGCAAAGCUUUUAAUGCAACGGAGUUUGUCUCAUGGUGCACCCAGUCCAAAAUUGUCAAAACUGUUAGAAGUAUUGAUUAACCAUUUCCAAACAAGGGAUCCACAAAACUCCAGGGUGAUUAUCUUCUCAAAUUUUAGAGGAAGCGUUAGGGACAUAAUGAAUGCACUAGAAAGUAUUCGAGAUUUAGUCAAAGCAACUGAAUUUAUUGGUCAAAGCUCAGGGAAAGCAUUGAAAGGUCAAUCUCAAAAAGUUCAACAGGCAGUUUUGGAGAAAUUUCGAGCUGGUGGCUACAAUGUUAUUGUUGCCACAUCAAUUGGUGAAGAAGGCUUGGAUAUCAUGGAAGUUGAUCUUGUAAUAUGUUUUGAUGCAAAUGUUUCACCUUUGAGAAUGAUACAACGGAUGGGGAGAACUGGAAGGAAACAUGAUGGACGAGUUGUAGUUCUAGCCUGUCAAGGGUCAGAGUUAAAAGGUUAUAUGCGAAAGCAAGCCAACAGCCGGUCUAUAAAUAAGCAUAUGCAAAAUGGUGGAAUACAUAGCUUCAGUUUCCAUCCCAGUCCUAGAAUGAUUCCUCACAUUUUCAAACCAGAAGUCCAGUUUGUAGAGCUCUCAAUUGACCAAUUUGUUCCUCGCGGAAAGAAACUGAAGGAUGAUCAUGCUAUUGAGACACCUCAUUUUAGGGAAAAGCUAACUGCUGAGGAGACUGAUUUGAUUGCCAAGUAUUUCCAUCCUACCAGUGAGAGCACAUGGAGACCUUCACUCAUUGCCUUCCCUAGCUUCCAAGCAUUUCCCUCCAAAGUUUGUAAAGUAGUGCAUUCUUAUAGAACAGAGAUGCUGAUAGAUUCCAUGCAACAUUUGCAGGGCUUAACCUUUCCAGGAGGCAAUGAGAAUUUCUUUGUUGAGAAUGAAGUCUCUUCAGUUGAUUGCUCUGUAGCUGGUAUUGUUGAACAAAAUGACAGUUAUAGCAAAGAUUUUCUAGUUGUGGAUGAUUUUCCAGCUGCCAAUUCUCAGUUAGGAGUAAUAGAUUCUCCAGAACCUCAUUUGAGAACUUUAAGAACUAAGGAGAAUCAUGACAGGCCAGAUUCUGGAUGCAGAAGUCCCAAAUCGCAUUUGUGCCUAUUUGGUUCUGAUUUUGUAUCUGUUAGUGCUCUUGGAAAGGUCCUAAUUGUAUCUGUUCCUUCACUUUGUUCCGAAGAUGUAACACAUUCUAAGCGUGCAAAUACAAUUACAGAAGAGUUGCAAAAUACUUGCAAGCAAGAUAUUAACUGUGUGAAGACUUCAGAUGAAAUUAUGCAAACUGAAGCUGUUCUAAACAUUGCUAAUCAGAAAAAAAGUUUAGAAGAUGAUACUUUAUCAACACCUGGAUUUUGUGAAAGUGAUUCUGAGAAAGAGAAAAUGCUAAAUGGAGUAGAAAAAAUUCCUGAGACUCCAGAUGGCACUUGUGAAAUGGCUGAUGAAGCUAACAUUGAUAUCAGAGAUACUGAACUUAGCCCCCGUCUAACCAAUUUUAUCGAAACAGGCGUUGUUCCAGAGUCUCCCAUAACUGAUAGAGGGCUUUUAGAGCAGGAAACAAGAAUUGAGCCCUUUAUUCCGGACAAAGCAUCACCUCCCGAGUUGCACACUGAACUGCUUUUGAGAUCUUCAAGUCCAAUGAAAAAUGAUAGGGGCAAUAUGGAAAGUAGCCCCUAUGGAAGUAAAGUCCCAGUAAUGAAAGAUGAAAUGAUGUCUUUACUUAGUGUAAAGCUUCUAGAGAUAACCCCUGUUUCUCCACUUGUGGAAAUGAAAAGUCCCUUGGCAAACCUUACAAACAGUAGCGGUAGUAAAAGUUGGCACUUAAGCUCUGGAGAAAAAACAGAGACAGUUGAGCAUGCACGGGUGUUUAAAAGGUUGCGCAAAGUUGUAGAUUGUGGAAAAGAUAGGAGCUCAAAAAGCUUGAAGGAAAGUUCUUGUGUCUCUCCAGCAAACUGUGCCAUAUCUUCUUCUCGUGCCAAUCCUAUUCAAGCAAAGUCUGGUAGGGGUAAAAAGAAGCCAGGGAAUGAUGUCAGAACUUUCAUUGACGAGGAAGCUGAAGUGUCCACAGAAGCUGAAAUCUCUCUUGAAGAAGAAGAUGAUGAGAGUGAUUCGUAUGAUGACAGUUUCAUAGAUGACAGGAUAAACCCAACUGCAGACAGUACCCAGAUUGAAUCUGCUGGUAGAGUUGACAUGAUAGCAAUUUACAGGCGUUCUUUGCUAAGCCAGUCACCAAUGGUGAGGCAACAAACUCCUGCUUUCAGUCCUGACUGUGUAGCUUCCACAAGCAAAGAUCAUGGCAGUGGUCAUCCCUCGUACGAGACAUUGUAUUCUAUACAGGCGCCUCAACCUGAGUCCGCAAAUCAGCUGGCAACAAAGAAUACAGAGGAGAGGAUCUCCUUCAUGUCCAUGCCUUCCAGAACUUAUGAUUCUGCAAUAGAAAAUGAGAGUCAGCAAAGCAGAAAGCGAAAGCUGAGUUUCUUCCCAUUGGAGUCUAUCCCUGCAAUCAACUUAGAGCAAAAAUUCAAAUCUGAGGCUGGAGGCAAAGAAUUAAGCAGAUCCUCUCAGCAGCCUCAAGUGAACAACGUCACCGGGAAUGACAGUGACAUUGAUGAUGAUGAUCAAUUUUAUGCAAGUCUAGAUCUUGAUGCGGUGGAGGCACAAGCUACCAUGCUUCUGAAGAACAAGUCUGAGGCACCAUUGGAGAAGCAAGUGAUAAAUGCACAACCGAAUCCAAACCUGCAGAAUGGUGGGGUUCAAGCUCCUCCAUCAUUUGAUCUAGGGAUAUGGUAAUUGAGGCAGAAUAUUUCGACAAUGUAACCUUUUGUAUUAUAGUUUGUACAGGUUGUUCAUGCAGAGAGGAAUGUAUUUAUCAUGUAUAGAUG